Drosophila subpulchrella is the source of this 408-nucleotide messenger RNA. Its product is annotated as cuticle protein 65. Lineage: Eukaryota; Metazoa; Arthropoda; Insecta; Diptera; Drosophilidae. The transcript is spliced from 2 exons. The coding region runs from base 59 to 367 and encodes 102 amino acids. The record is from RefSeq and is a predicted model, not a curated record.
CCAGUGUGGAAGCAGCUUCAAGAUCGCGACGAAAAUAAAUCAUUUUUAGAUCAACAAAAUGAAAUUCACUUUGCUCCUGCUCAUCGCCUGCGUUGGCUGCAUUGUGGCCGCACCCGCACCCGCUCCCGCUGCCGAGGAGCAACAGGAGUCCUCCGUGAAGGCCAAGCGGGGCUUGUCAUUGGGGUUGGGUUACCACCACGCCCCCCUGGUGACCCAUUCGCAUUACAUCGCCGCCCCCGCGGUGGUGCACCACGCUCCGAUAAUCUCGCAUGCACCGCUCAUCGCCCACGCCCCCCUGAUUGCCCACCAUCCGGUGUCCUCGGUCUCGUACCACCUGCCCUCGUACCAUUCCAUCCACCACUUCUAAUGCAGCACCCACAACGAAUCACCUUUGUUUUUCAACAGCAU